This is a messenger RNA of Hevea brasiliensis (rubber tree), 1825 nucleotides long. RefSeq lists its product as uncharacterized. The record is from RefSeq and is a predicted model, not a curated record. Lineage: Eukaryota; Viridiplantae; Streptophyta; Magnoliopsida; Malpighiales; Euphorbiaceae. The transcript has 4 exons. The coding region runs from base 733 to 1686 and encodes 317 amino acids.
ACAUCAUUCAUGUUCUUUGCUGGUUGUUGCCCCUUUGGCUUUUAGCUUUACCAAAAACUGUUCAUUUUCAUUUUGUGCCCCAUAUUUAUCCUCCAUUUAUGAUUUAUUAACCCACUUUUUUUUGUUUUUAAUCAAACCCACUUUUCCUUUUUAGGAAAGCAAUUUUCUGCAAUUACAUGUGCUAUUUAAUACUCAAGCCAGUUGCAGGCUGCAGCUGUAAGGAAGACAGUGUUCCCAUAUUAUAUUUGAGACAGUUCCCAUAUUUCAUUUGAUUCAUUCACUAACCAUAUUAUUAAUCUAGACACGUGAAUUGAAUGGUGAUUAGACUGUAUACCAGGUACAAUUUAUCAUCACAAAUUCUUCUCUUUUUUUGCUUGUUUUGGUUUCAGGAAUGGGAUGGGAUGGAACAAAGAGUUGUGAGGGCCAUUUGCCCCUAAUGGCCUCAUGGCCUGCAGUGCAUUGCACUUGCCUCCUGUUUCAGUUCUCCUUCCUUUCUUCCCCAUCUCUGCUACUCUUUUCACUUUUCUUUUUCAAGUCCAAAAUCUAAAAAAAUCUGAAAAUUUGUGUUCUUAUCCUAUUUUUAUACCAAACCCAUCACAUCAAUGCUCCACUAAUUGAUCAUUAAAAACACGUAUCUAAUAGCCAAUUAGUUCAUUAACACGUUCCUGUCCAACUGUUUCCUUCCUUUUUUUUCUUUUUUAAAUUAGUUCUGGUCUAUUUCUUUCUAGAAAAAUGUCAAGGUGUUUUAGCUUCACAGAGGCUAAGAACUGGUGCCAUAGAUCCACUUUCACCAAACUGGGGCUCCGAUCCACCAUCACGGACAUCAAAGACGGCACCGUAAUGCACUGCUGGGUCCCCAACGUCCCAGCUGACACCAAACCUAAUCUCCUCCUUAUUCAUGGCUUAGGCGCUAACGCAUUGUGGCAGUGGGUUGAUGUCAUCCGCCACUUCACUCCUUGCUUCAACGUCUACGUUCCUGACUUAGUCUUCUUCGGCGAGUCGUUCACCACUCGGCCGGAGCGGAACGAGUCUUUCCAAGCGCAGUGCGUCAUGCGAGUCAUGGAGGCCUACUCGGUGCGGAAGCUGAGCUUGGUUGGGCUUAGUUACGGUGGGUUCGUUGGGUACUGUAUAGCGGCGCAGUACAAGGAAGCUGUGGAGAGAGUGGUGUUGUGUUGUUCUGGGAUUUGUAUGGAAGAGAAGGAUUUGAGGGAAGGGGUUUUUACAGUUUCGGAUUUGGAAGAGGCUGCAAGUAUUUUGGUGCCAUUGAAACCAGAUAAGCUGAGAGAGUUGGUGGGUUUUACGUUUUAUAGGCCGCCUCCUGUGGUAUUGAUCCCUGAUUGCUUCUUCAUUGAUUUCAUUGAUGCAAUGUGCAGAGAUUAUGUGGAAGAGAAGAAAGAAUUGAUCCGAGCUAUUCCUAAAGACAGAAAGCUUUUGGACCUUCCCAAGAUCACCCAGCCAACGCUGAUAAUCUGGGGAGAAAAUGAUCGAAUUUUUCCAUUGGAACUGGGUCACAGAUUAAAAAGGCAUCUGUGGGACAAUGCCCAUCUGGCGGUCAUCAAGAAUGCAGGGCACGCCGUCAAUGUAGAGAGGCCAAAGGAGUACAUCAAGCUUUUGAAAUCGUUCCUGAUUGAUAGGCAACUUCCUCCAGAGACGAGCUCAGCUUCAAAUUUUCAAAACAACAUUUGAUUAAACAGAAGGUAGAGUUGGUGAGGUGAGAGGUUCCUGAAAACGAUUUAACUUCUGUGGUAGACUAAUGGGAUUCAGAACAAAAAAUACAACGCAAUUUUUUGGCGCUCCCAUAAUAUUAUCGUUCAUCCUUCUUUCA